Molecule: messenger RNA, 336 nt
Organism: Saprolegnia parasitica CBS 223.65
Lineage: Eukaryota; Oomycota; Saprolegniomycetes; Saprolegniales; Saprolegniaceae
Exons: 4
Biological process (GO): negative regulation of fatty acid biosynthetic process; double-strand break repair via homologous recombination; positive regulation of transcription by RNA polymerase II
Cellular component (GO): BRCA1-BARD1 complex; BRCA1-A complex; plasma membrane
Molecular function (GO): metal ion binding; ubiquitin-protein transferase activity
Source: RefSeq, a predicted model, not a curated record
AUGGACGCGUCGAUGCUGGAGCAGCUCGAGAUCAUCCGCGACGAGCUCCAGUGCUUCGUCUGCAAGCGCGUGCUGGAAGACCCGCAGUGCUUGACAUGCAACCACAACUUUUGCAGGGUCUGCAUCGAGAACGAGCUGCGCAAGGCCGUGUCCAAGUGCGCGCGCUGCUCGAUUCCGAUCCGACCGACAGACGUCCGGCGCAACCAGUUUCUCGACGGCCUCGUCGCCGAGUGGAAGUUUGUCGAAGCCGCCAUCGACGCCAGUCGCCCGAGCUACGACGCCGGCAGCGUCAUUGCCUAUCUCUCCAACUUUGCCAGCGUCGCCCACCGGGCGAGC